Molecule: messenger RNA, 585 nt
Organism: Branchiostoma floridae (Florida lancelet)
Lineage: Eukaryota; Metazoa; Chordata; Leptocardii; Amphioxiformes; Branchiostomatidae
Product: (Lyso)-N-acylphosphatidylethanolamine lipase-like
Exons: 3
Coding region: 1-585 (194 amino acids)
Biological process (GO): proteolysis
Cellular component (GO): lipid droplet
Molecular function (GO): peptidase activity
Source: RefSeq, a predicted model, not a curated record
AUGGCGAGAAAUGUUGGUGAGCACGAAGGGAGCACUGAAUCCAGGUCCUGGCUCGGCAGCUGGUUCAGAUGGUGCCCGACAUCUCCACAACUUCUUGCUGAUGCUGAAACUCGAGUACUGAAAUAUGUCAAAUCGAGAUUGGAGAGAUUCUACGAAACAAUCCCUAAUGGCGGACGGAUUUGGACCCUCAAAGUGUUUCAAAGAAAAACAGAAACCCUCCCCAUUGUGAUGGUUCACGGUUUCGCCGGCGCAGCAGGGGUGUUUUUCUUAAAUUUCGAUGCCCUCGCCGAACAUCGCGCUGUCUACGCGUUCGAUCUACUCGGCUUCGGGCGUAGUUCUCGGUACAAGUUUAGCACGAAGCCAGACGUUGCGGAAGAGGAAUUCGUGGAUUCCAUUGAAGAGUGGAGGAAGGGUGUAGGGCUGGAGAAGUUCAUUCUCAUGGGGCAUAGCUUUGGCGGUUUUCUGGCGGCCUCCUACGCUAUCAAACAUCCCAGCCGAGUCAAGCACCUGGUACUGGCCGACCCCUGGGGGUUUCCAGAAAAGACGGAGCAAGCUGCUGAGAUACUAAAACCUCGGGUAUGUUAA